AAGCUCAGGGCAAGGCUGGCCUUAGCUCAUAAGACCUUUUCAAAUUUUUUUGAGUCAAAAGUUGCAGAAAAAGAGAACACCUAUGAACGUUCUCCAGGUGCUCUCAAGGGCGAGAAGGAGAAGAGCAAGCUGCGCCAGAGUUCCUGGCGCGCAUUUCUGAAAAGCAGGGAUACAGAAGGCCUCAAAAAGCCCUCCCUAGUGGGGCCGCUUCCAGGCCCGGGAGUCCCCGAUCCCCUCGGCCCUCCGCCAUCAGUGACCAACAGCCACUGUGAGGAGUGGGCCGAGGACAAGGACAGCUAUGUUUUUAGGGACCACUGGACACCCCCACGUCCCCCGACCCCUUUGAUGUCCAGCAAUGUGGUCUCUCCAGAACACAGGAGGAAAAGUGAACCAACCAUCAAAUGCACAGUCCCCCAGGAAGGGCACACUGAACCAGGCUGACCAGAAGGAAGAGAGCGGGGAAGGAGGUCAGCGUCACCGAGGCCUGAGCGGGGCACCCUCACUCAGGGACCUUUCUGGGAGUGAGAACCACAUGUCCUGGGAAGAACAACCAGGCGCAAAGCCCCUUUGCUCCUGCGGUCAGAAAGCUUUUCACACUGAGCCAGCUCAGAGGCCAUUCUCCACCACUCAGAUGGUAAUGCGGACCCUUCCCUCUGCCUCUGCAGAGGAUGUCCUCAGAGAGGCUCCUUCACAGACCAGGAGCAUCCCUCAGCAACCACAUAUCAGCUUGGAUGAUCUGUGGCUGGAGAAGAUGCAGAGAAAGAAGCUGGAGAAGCAGGCCCAGGCUGAAGGGAAGACGCGUACUGGGAUAGUGCACAAAGAUCAAGUCAAAUGUUGGAGGAAGACGAUCGCUACCUCUCCAGAAUCUUUGAAUUUCCCUGAAAAAAGCCAUCCACUCUCUCAGAGUGCCCCGACAGGACUGAACCACAUGGGCUGGCCGGAGCACACACCUGACACUGCGAUGCCCAACGGAGCUCUGGACACGGCUAUCCACGCCGACGAGGCUGGUAGUGAGGAGGACCUGUACGAGGACCUACACGGCUCCGGCCACCACUACAGCCACCCUGGAGGGGGUGGCGAGCAGCUGGCCAUCAACGAGCUCAUCAGCGAUGGCAGUGUGGUCUGUGCUGAAGCACUGUGGGACCAUGUCACCAUGGACGACCAGGAACUGGGCUUCAAAGCUGGGGACGUCAUCGAAGUGAUGGACGCCACCAACAGAGAGUGGUGGUGGGGCCGCGUUGCUGAUGGCGAGGGGUGGUUUCCAGCCAGCUUCGUACGGCUGCGGGUGAACCAGGACGAGCCCGCGGACGAUGAGGCCCCGCGAACCGGGGACGGCGGGGCCGAGGACGGCGGGGCGGAGGCGCAGAGCAGCAAGGACCAGAUGCGGACUAACGUCAUCAAGGAAAUCCUCAGCACCGAGCGGGACUACAUCAAGCACCUGCGUGACAUCUGCGAGGGCUACAUCAGGCAGUGCCGCAAGCGCGCAGACAUGUUCAGCGAGGAGCAGCUGCGCACCAUCUUCGGGAACAUCGAGGACAUCUACCGGUGCCAGAAGGCGUUUGUGAAGGCCCUGGAGCAGAGGUUCAACCGGGAGCGCCCGCACCUGAGCGAGCUGGGUGCCUGCUUCCUGGAGCACCAAGCGGACUUCCAGAUCUACUCAGAGUACUGCAACAACCACCCCAAUGCUUGCGUGGAGCUCUCCCGGCUCACUAAGCUCAGCAAGUACGUGUACUUCUUCGAGGCCUGUCGGCUGCUGCAAAAGAUGAUCGACAUCUCUCUGGAUGGCUUCCUGCUGACCCCGGUGCAAAAGAUCUGCAAGUACCCUCUGCAGCUGGCUGAGCUGCUCAAGUACACACCCCCCCAGCACAGGGAUUUCAAGGAUGUUGAAGCUGCCUUGCAUGCCAUGAAGAAUGUGGCCCAGCUCAUCAAUGAACGGAAACGGAGACUUGAAAACAUUGACAAGAUUGCUCAGUGGCAGAGCUCCAUAGAGGACUGGGAGGGGGAAGAUCUCUUGGUCAGGAGCUCGGAACUCAUCUACUCGGGGGAGUUGACUCGAGUUAUACAGCCUCAAGCCAGGAGCCAGCAAAGAAUGUUUUUUCUCUUUGACCACCAGCUCAUCUACUGUAAGAAGGACCUGCUCCGCCGGGACGUGCUGUACUACAAGGGCCGGCUGGAUAUGGACGGUCUGGAGGUGGUGGACCUGGAGGACGGGAAAGACAGAGACCUCCACGUGAGUGUCAAGAAUGCCUUCCGGCUGUGCUGUGGCACCACGGGGGACAGCCACCUGCUGUGCACCAGGAAGCCCGAGCAGAAGCAGCGCUGGCUGAAGGCCUUUGCCAGGGAGAGGGAGCAGGUGCGGCUGGACCAGGAGACAGGCUUCUCCAUCACCGAGCUGCAGAGAAAGCAGGCCAUGCUGAAUGCCAGCAAGCAGACCACAGGGAAGCCCAAAGCCGUCGGCCGGCCCUGCUACCUGACGCGCCAGAAGCACCCAGCACUGCCCUCCAGCCGGCCCCAGCAGCAGUUCUUGGUGCUGGCGGAGCCCAGGCGGAAGCCAUCCACCUUCUGGCACAGCCUCAGUCGGCUGGCACCCUUCCGCAAGUGAGCCAGCACCCACCUGACAGCACUCUACAGACCUGCCCGCCAGCAGUCCCCAGCUUUUCCUCCCUGAGGUUCACUUCUGGCCCUCCUUUGCCUAUUUUGAGCAGAGCUGAGCAAGGGAGUCACUGGGUGCCACCAGGAUGUGUCAGGUCUGUGCUCCUAUUCUUGGUUUCUUCACUUCUGGUACAGUGAGGAGACCAGCAGGAAGAGGCAAGACCCCGCACAUGCAACACCCCCCCGCAGCCUGGGCCCCCCUCCUGGGACCCGGACCCGUGGGGUGCCUCCACUGCCUGUGAACCUGGGAAUCACAGCUCAGAACCACCGACCGGGCUGACAUGCAGAAGGCACUGGCUGCUCUGGACCCUCUUCUUUGGAAAUCCGAUUAUCCCUCCUCCUCCCAUUUUCUCUGGGCAGGAGAGACCAACUUUCUGGCCUUUGGCCACCUGCAAAGACAGGCCAUGUGUCCCUCAGCUCUUCAAUUCUUUUAGGCCCCCACCCACAGCCCAGCCGGUGGUGCCAGGCAGCUUGCAACCUUGGAGGGUAGUAAGCAGGAAUUCUGGGCUCAAAUGUCUGGCCCAGGGCCUGCCUUUCUGCCUCCCAGCCCCUCUAGACACUGCUAGCUACUGGGCACCCUCCUCACUUGUGAUGUAUGUGUUUGUAGUGGAAAGAACAAAACCGUACAGUCAGCUGUGUACUUUGAUCCAGGUUUGUGCCCAGUCCAUCCGUCACUGUGGAGUGACUCCAGAACUACCUGGUUGCUGUUUUUCGGUUUGGAUUUUGUUCUUGUUUUUCUAACAAUGGAGAAAAAUAAUUGUUAGUGACACAGAAAGAUUGCCUUACCCUAGUGAGCGUGAGAAGCCAUAAAGAGUGAAUUUUGUGGCCCAGUGUCCACAAACCCAGGCGACGGGCACAUGGAGGGAGUCCCCUCCCACUGAGGAGGGGCACCAGGAGUGCAGUCAGGGCCUGGCAUGUGGGUGCAGUGCCUACGGGAUUCAGGAGCAUGGACAGUCACUCUUGCACUAUACCUUCUUCAAGCCAGAAACCACAUUUAAUUUGAUAAAGAAACUUGUGAAAAGUAA
This is a messenger RNA of Galeopterus variegatus (Sunda flying lemur), 3677 nucleotides long. RefSeq names its product Rho guanine nucleotide exchange factor (GEF) 4 (gene ARHGEF4). Gene Ontology annotation, biological process: intracellular signal transduction. The record is from RefSeq and is a predicted model, not a curated record. Gene Ontology annotation, molecular function: protein binding; guanyl-nucleotide exchange factor activity. Bases 356 to 2602 code for a protein of 748 amino acids. The transcript is spliced from 14 exons. Lineage: Eukaryota; Metazoa; Chordata; Mammalia; Dermoptera; Cynocephalidae.